This is a messenger RNA of Trichoderma harzianum CBS 226.95, 941 nucleotides long. RefSeq lists its product as hypothetical. The transcript has a single exon. The coding region runs from base 80 to 805 and encodes 241 amino acids. NCBI's taxonomy places the organism in Eukaryota, Fungi, Ascomycota, Sordariomycetes, Hypocreales, Hypocreaceae. The record is from RefSeq and is a predicted model, not a curated record.
CCUCCUCUUCAUCAAACCAAAUUAUACUGCUGGUCAUACUACUCGCAUCAUCUUAAACUUGACAUACCUGACCCCGGACAUGUUAUCACAACACUCGAGUUUUCAGUCCGAAUGCCUGGACCAAGCCGGCUCUCUCUUUUUUACUCGCCUCCCGAGGGAAAUCCGUGACCUUAUCUACCAGCAGUACCUUGAUGUCGAUGCCAUCACAGAUGGAGUCGAAACGAACCAGCCCGAACACAUGUUUCUCAAUGAAGAACGACCUUACAAAGGCGAUAGCAUACCGCUUGAAGCUAGCUGCCAGAAAAUAUUGUCGGAAAUGCGAUGUGUGAGGCGGCUGCGGGAGGUGGCCAUGACCUUCUACUCGCCUUGGAAUUUCCGGCUCCAACUCGCAGUAAAAGGCCGUCUUGACUGGGCUUGCGUCCAGAAGAUUCGCCUUCAACUCCGUAACGAAGACAGGUUCGACCUCAGAGGCGCAGAGUUCACUAAGAAAGCCCUUUUGCGGACGAGAGAGCUGAAGAUUUUGUAUAUUGACUGCUCCGCAUUCAACGACGCCUCUAACAGAGCAAUUGAGCCCAAUAUCAUUAUCUCUAGCGCGGAUUCCAGUUCCCAAGACGACGAAGAUGAGGCGGGUGAGGAACUCUUUGCAAAAUCGCAUUGGAUAGAGAGCUUGCUCGAUGAUUGUGGCAGGCAGCUGGAAAGGCUGGAAAUGGUGGUACUUAGAGGCAAAGGCUGCUAUCCAACGUUCUGGCCGCAGCAGGUCAGGCGGUUUGUCAAUGACAAUGUCGAGGUGAUAGAGCUAGAGUAGAUCUGUGUGCACAUUGGCGGGGACGCGACACCGGACUUUCUUUAUUCCCUAAUAAUUUCGAUUAAGAAAAGUUUGGCUUUCGGCGCGCACCACCAGCCGCCCAUCUAUCAUAAUAGACCAAAAUAUUAUCAGCAAG